AUCUGAAGAUGUUCGCCAUUCACACUAAACACUCAUAGGCAUAUGAUUACUCAACAUGUCGACUUAAGUGCUGUUCGCUCGCACCAUUGUGCUUGCCGCACGCAGUCCUAGCCUUCUGUUCAAUCAAUACCCGCUCAACUUAUUCCGAUUCUCCCUGCUCCUGCGCUUAUACAGCUGAAAGCAUGUCUGCACCGAUUGUCUUCAUCACGGGAUCUACUGGUUUCAUUGGAGCCCAGGUCACCCUAGCUGCCUUAUGUGCUGGCUAUAAUGUGAGGUUGAGUGUCAGGCGCUCAACUCAAACCGAAGGACUGCGUCAAGCAUUCCACGAGUUUGAUGAUAAGCUCGAUUUUGUCGUCAUACCUGACUAUACCAUAGCGGGUGCCUUUGACUCUGCGCUCAAGGAUGUGCAUCAUAUCAUUCAUCUUGCUUCUCCCCUACCCAAACCCGGCGAAGAUCUUCUGACCCCAGCAGUCAAGGGGACGACCUCGGUACUAGAAUCCGCGCAUCGCACUCCAUCUGUUAAGACGGUUGUCAUAACCGCAUCGGUAGCGUCCUUAAUCCCCCUCGGAAAAGGGGCUGAUGGGCUUGUUGUGACCGAAAGUAUCGACAAGGAAGAGCUAUCUUUCGACCACUCCAUCGUUCCCUCACUUGAGCCAUUUGGCCAAUACCAUGCUAGCAAAUUGGCGUCGUACACGGCCACUCUAGACUUUGUUGCAUCCAAAAGUCCUCGCUUCUCUACUGUCACGCUCCAUCCCGUGUUCGUAUUCGGCCCGAGCCUUCUACAAUAUUCACCGGAAGAGCUAUCUGGGACGAAUGCGAUGCUGUUCGGAUCGCUAUAUUCAGAAGAGCCGAUGUUCGCACCGUUUCGCGGCGUACAUGUACUGGAUGUUGCGGAGGCUCAUAUUAAAGCUCUUCAUCUGCCCCAAAGAGCAAUAUCUUCGUAUCUGCUCUCUGCAAAGGAUCGUUCAUGGGAGGAGGUGCUGGACUUUGUCAAGGAAGAGUUUCCCACGGCGGGCUUUAAAGCGAAGGCAAAGUCCGGUGACCGCUGGAAUGUUGACACAACUCGUGCUCAGAAUGAACUCGGCCUACAGUCGUGGAGGGAGAUGGAGGUGCAAGUCAAGGACGUGGUGGAUCAGCAGCUAAAGCUUCGUGCCAGUGAGGCUAGCAGAGCCAACAAGCCCCCAGCAUAG
Aaosphaeria arxii CBS 175.79 is the source of this 1190-nucleotide messenger RNA. RefSeq names its product NAD dependent epimerase/dehydratase family protein. Gene Ontology annotation, molecular function: oxidoreductase activity, acting on the CH-OH group of donors, NAD or NADP as acceptor. The record is from RefSeq and is a predicted model, not a curated record. The transcript has 2 exons. Bases 183 to 1190 code for a protein of 335 amino acids. NCBI's taxonomy places the organism in Eukaryota, Fungi, Ascomycota, Dothideomycetes, Pleosporales.